AUGUCGACGACACAAGCUCCAAGAAAACUUCGUGAUGCAGAACUUACUGCACUCAAAGCCAGUUCAAGACUCAAUGAAGAAGAAAUACAAAGCUUGUUUGAAAAAUUUCAAGCGAUGGAUGAAUCUGGUACGGACAAAAUGAAUAAAGAGCAAGUUGUGAAAUUCUACAUAGAAAUUGGUAGUGAUCGUGGUACAGAUGAGCGCAUAGCUAAUAAUAUUUUUGGUAUCGUGGAUCAAGAUAAUGAUGAUUUACUUAAUUUUAGUGAAUUUGUUUUGGAACCACGGGGCUCUGGAAACCCUUUUCAACCGCCGAGUAUUGCAGGCUUGAAAUCUCCACAACUAGAGAACUCUGGACUUCGUGGAACAUCUCAUUUGAUAGAGCAUCAAAAGAUCUAUCGAAUCAUGUGUGCGCCGUCGGACGGGAGUAAGGUUUCACCGAGAUAG
Molecule: messenger RNA, 444 nt
Organism: Adineta ricciae
Lineage: Eukaryota; Metazoa; Rotifera; Eurotatoria; Adinetida; Adinetidae
Source: the annotation of a GenBank genome assembly